ACAACAACAACAACAACAAAAGAAUGACAACUUCUCAACUUCAUAUUGCACUUCUUGCUUUCCCUUUUGGAAGUCAUGCAGCUCCUUUACUAACACUUGUUCAAAAAAUCACUCCAUUUUUACCAUCAAACACAAUUUUUUCCUUCUUCAACACAUCAAAUUCCAACACAUCAAUUUUCUCAAAAACUCCAAAUCAAGAAAACAUCAAGAUCUACAACAUUUGGGAUGGUGUCAAACAAGGCAAUGACACACCUAUUGGGCGCGAAGCAAUUGAACUCUUCAUACAUUCAACACCUACAAAUUUCGAAAAAACAAUGAAAGAAGCAGAGGAGGAAACAGGGGUGAAGUUUUCUUGCAUUAUUAGUGAUGCAUUUUUAUGGUUUUCUUCUGAAUUUGCUAACAAAAUGAACAUCCCUUGGAUUGCAUUUUGGACUGCUGGCUCAUGUUCAUUGUCUAUCCAUUUGUACACUGAUUUAAUUCGAUCGAAUGAUGAAACAUUGUUGAAAAUCCCAGGAUUUUCAUCAACUUUGAAAAUGAGUGACAUGCCACCUGAAGUUAUAGCAGAGAGUUUAAAAGGGCCAAUGCCAUCUAUGCUAUACAACAUGGCAAUAAAUUUACACAAAGCUAAUGCUGUUGUAUUGAAUUCCUUUGAAGAAUUGGAUCCAAUUAUCAACAAAGACCUCAAAUCAAAGCUCCAAAAGGUACUUAACAUUGGCCCUUUAGUAAUAUUAUCAUCAAAUAAUGUAUCUCUAGACGCGAAUUCUGAUGAAAGUGGAUGUAUCCAAUGGCUUGACAAUCAAAAGGAAAGAUCGGUUGCGUAUCUAAGUUUUGGUACUGUUACAACAUUACCACCUAAUGAAAUUAUCGCGAUAGCAGAAGCGUUGGAAGAUAAAAAGAUGCCAUUUAUUUGGUCAUUAAGAGAUAACGGAGUCAAAAUUUUGCCUAAGGGGUUUCUUGAAAGAACAAAGGAAUAUGGGAAAAUAAUUUCUUGGGCCCCCCAAUUGGAAAUCUUGGCACAUAGGAGUGUUGGUGUUUUUGUAACGCAUUGUGGAUGGAACUCGAUUCUGGAAGGCAUAUCAUAUGGUGUGCCUAUGAUAUGUAGGCCUUUUUUUGGUGACCAAAAAUUGAAUAGUAGAAUGGUGGAAAGUGUUUGGGAAAUUGGUUUGCAAAUUGAAGGUGGGAAUUUUACUAAAAGUGGAACAAUUAGUGCAUUGGGUACUUUUUUCAAUGAGGAAAAAGGGAAAGUAUUAAGGAAAAAUGUUGAAGGGCUAAAAGAAAAGGCAUUAGAAGCUGUGAAAUUAGAUAAUGGGAGUUCAAUAGAAAAUUUCAAGGUUCUAGUUGAGCUAGUUAAAUGUCACAAGCCCACUUGAUUUGUACUAAGUAUGUUAAUAAUUGCAAUUAGGUAAUUUACUAAGUAUGUCAUCUAGAACUUCCCUUCAAGCUUCAAGUGUAUUGUAGAGUAAAUUCUUGUUGUAUUAUUGGAUCUUGUUUUUCAUU
This is a messenger RNA of Solanum verrucosum, 1497 nucleotides long. RefSeq names its product anthocyanidin 3-O-glucosyltransferase-like. The coding region runs from base 24 to 1370 and encodes 448 amino acids. Gene Ontology annotation, molecular function: UDP-glycosyltransferase activity. NCBI's taxonomy places the organism in Eukaryota, Viridiplantae, Streptophyta, Magnoliopsida, Solanales, Solanaceae. The transcript has a single exon. The record is from RefSeq and is a predicted model, not a curated record.